Messenger RNA from Porites evermanni, 312 nucleotides. The record is from the annotation of a GenBank genome assembly. Lineage: Eukaryota; Metazoa; Cnidaria; Anthozoa; Scleractinia; Poritidae.
AUGAUUGUUAUUGCUUACGUGGAAGGGCUAUUGACGGAUGAAGAGUUUAUGUUUCUUUAUGAGACAAAUAAACCAGUUAAUUUAGAGCUGCCUUACUACGAGUAUGAGGAAUUUAACUUUGACGAAAACAGCAGUGAAGCCGAAUGUAAAGCAGGGUUUAGGUUUGAAAGAGGAGAUAUCGAACGUCUUGCUGAUGUUCUUCAAUUACCACCCACCUUUACGUGUCCACAAGGCAGUGUUUGUGACCGAAUAGAGGGCCUUUGCAUACUUCUUCGUCGCGGCGCAUAUCCAUGUCGUUACAGUGACAUAGUC